Bufo gargarizans (Asiatic toad) is the source of this 1811-nucleotide messenger RNA. Its product is annotated as 17-beta-hydroxysteroid dehydrogenase 13-like. NCBI's taxonomy places the organism in Eukaryota, Metazoa, Chordata, Amphibia, Anura, Bufonidae. The coding region runs from base 144 to 1046 and encodes 300 amino acids. Gene Ontology annotation, cellular component: lipid droplet. The transcript has 7 exons. Gene Ontology annotation, molecular function: oxidoreductase activity, acting on the CH-OH group of donors, NAD or NADP as acceptor. The record is from RefSeq and is a predicted model, not a curated record.
GCAGCCUCUCUUUACUAAGUGUAAACCCGUGGUGUUCCUGGCUUCUCUAAUAUUUUGGCACCAUUGCAGGUUUAUUCAGUAGAAGCCGUGCAGCUGAAAACAUCCUAACGUGGACCUUUGUGUGCUUAGACUUCAAGAGGAACAUGAAUAUCAUACUAGAGUAUAUAACUCUUAUUUUCAUUGCAAUCUUUUCCUAUCUGGAGGCACUGAUCAAGUUGUUUAUACCAGUAAAAAGGAAAUCUGUUAGUGGAGAUAUUGUCUUGAUUACUGGAUCUGGUCAUGGUAUUGGACGACUGACUGCCCUUGAGUUUGCCAAGCUGCAAAGUGUUCUUGUUUUAUGGGAUAUCAACAAGGAUGGAAUAGAAGAAACGGCAGAACAAUGCAGGAAACUAGGAGCUAAAGCUUUCACAUAUGUGGUAGACUGCAGUAAGAAGAAUGAAAUUUAUGCUGCAGCUGAAAAGGUGAAAACAACCAUUGGAGAUGUGGAUAUUCUGAUAAAUAAUGCAGGAGUAGUGUUUGGUGUAGAAUUUUUGGACCUACAAGAUCAUCAAAUUGAGAAGACAUUUGAAGUCAACAUUCUUGCUCAUUUCUGGAUCACCAAAUCUUUCUUGCCUGCAAUGCUGAAAAAAAAUCAAGGUCACAUAGCUACCGUGGCUUCUGUAUGUGGUCAUCUUGGUUUAACAUAUCUGGUAGAUUACUGUGCUAGCAAAUUUGGUGCUGUUGGAUUUCAUGAGAGUAUGACUCUAGAGCUUGCUAGUCUUGGAAAAGAGGGCAUAAAGACAACUUGCUUAUGUCCAGUGUUCGUAAAUACUGGAUUUGUCCAUGACCCAAGCACUCGAAUAUGGCCUGUUCUAACACCUGAAUAUGUUGCAAAAGCUUUUGUGGAUGGCAUCUUAACCAAUAAGAAGAUGAUUAUUUUGCCUCCAUCCGUGAAAAUGUACUUGAUAAUGUCAAACUUUCUUCCUCAACGUGUGAUAUCGAAGAUAAACAGCAUGCAGGAUGUGCAGUUCGGUACCAAGUUCAGAAGUGCAACCAAAAUGGAUUAAUUUGCCUAAAUUAAAUCACAAUAGCAAAGCAUAUCUUUAUAUACUUAGUGUGGCUAACACACAUUUUGAUUAAAUAAUUUUCAUCAUUAUAGACAAAUUAGGCUACUUUCACACUUGCAUUUUUGCCAGAUCCAGCAGGGAUCAGAAAAACGCUUCAGUUUUUGAUAAUACAACCAUCUGCAUCCAUUAUGAACGGUUGUAUUAUCAUUAAAAGUCAAUGGGUGCCGGAUCAGUUUUCUAUUGUGUCUGAGAAAACAGAUCCGGCACCAUUGACUUAUAUUGUGUGUCAUACCGUAUCCGUUUUGCUCCGCAUCCCAUGCCGGAUAGAAAACCACUGCUUGUUUUUCUGUCCUGUAUGGGAACGCAACCAAAUGGAACGGAAUGCAUUAUGGUGGACUCCGUUCUGAUCAGUUCAAUUUUGUCCCAAUUGACAAUGAAUGGGGACAAAACAGAAGAGUUUUUCUCCGGUGUUGAGAUCCUCUUAUGGAUCUCAAUACCAGAAAAGAAAAAACGCAGAUGUGAGAGUGGCCUUAAUUACUGCUUUUGUGUAUUCUAUCUAUCUAUCCAUCUAUCCAUUUUUGAUUGCAGCACGGUCAUGUCCCAAACACCAAAUGACCACACCGUGUGUGUCGUACCCUAACAUGUACAGAUGUAGCAGUCCUUUCUUGACCUCCACAGCGCACAUGUUUUGUAUGAGAAAGGCCAUAAUAUGCAAACAGCAAAGAACAGAGCAGUAUGCUAUAUUAAUAAUGUAGUGCACCCACA